AUGGAUGCUCCGAGGAGAGUUACUAUCAAGGAAGCGGGUGCACCGGAUUAUGUCCUUCAACCCCUUCAUGUAACUCACCCCAACUUGAAUGCGAACUUCGAAUUGAAGACUGCUUUGAUCAACCUCCUACCCAAGUUUCACGGACUUCCCGCACAAGACCCUAUUCGACAUCUCAAGGACUUCCAUCGCAUAUGCUCGACUACUAGACGGGAAGGGUCCGAUGAAGUUGCUAUAUGGUUGUUUGCUUUCCCUUUCUCUUUCGAAGACAAGGCUAAAGAAUGGUUCUACACCCUCUCGAGUGAAGUUACCUCCGAUUGGGACUUACUUAGAAGGGGAUUCUUGGAUAAAUUCCUACCUCCGGAAAAGAUGGAUAGGCUAAGGAAGGAAAUGUCUUGUAUUGUGCAAGGGAUGCGAGAGCAAGAUAGAACCCUCUUGGACACUUCUAGCAAUGGUUCUUUGUCCAAAUAUAAAACCGCGGAGGAGGCAUGGCGACUUAUUAUUGACUUAGCCGAAUCCAAUCAACAUAUGAGGCGAAGAGUCAACCGUCCAAGGACCGUGAAUGAGGUAUCAACUAGUAGUGAAACCACCGCUCUAACUCAAUCCUUGAAUGAGAUGACAUCCAUCUUGAAGCAACUCCAAUUGAACCAACAACAACCACAACCUCAAUCAUACCAACAACAACACCCUCCACCACCUCAACAACACAACCAACAAUUGGUCCCUCAAAGAGUAUGUGGCAUUUGCUCUUGCUACUCUCACUACACGGAUGAGUGCCCAAGCCUUCAAGAAGAUAACACUUUGGCGGCUACCCAUAAUUUCUAUGACCGCCCCAAUCAAGGGUACUACCAAGGCGGCCAAAAGGAACUACAAAACACACUUGCUUCCAGUCUCACCGGCCUCACCUCUACACUACAAGCUCUUCUUGCACGCAUGGAUACAUCAUCAAAUUCCACCCCUCAACCCCCAAUCCAAAGCAUCAUUCCCUCUCAACCUCAACCCAAUCCGAAGGGGAGUAUCAAUGCUAUCACCCUUAGAUCCGGAACACAAUUAAAAGAGAAAGAAGCAAAGGACCUCAAUCCCAUCACGACCACCCAAGAGGAUGAGGGAAUAGAUAUGGAAGAGGUAGAGGAAGGGGAGACACCACAAGCCAUAGUUGAGGAUGAAGCCCAACCAACAAGGGAGACAACCAAGGCCAAAAGAACCUUGGAAGAAGAAGUUGCUCAACCACUCCCAUUUCAAACACUUGCGAAGAAAGCUAAAAGGCGCAUAGAACUUGGCCCCAAAAUGGUAGAAAUGUUCAAGAAAGUUGAGGUAACCAUUCCCCUCUUUGAUGCUAUCCAUCAGGUUCCUAGAUAUGCGAAAUUCCUCAAAGAUCUAUGCAUCAACAAGGAUAGAAUUCUUGAAUUGGAAACCAUCCCAUUGGGGAGUUCUAUUUCCGCUUUAAUGGGAGCAUUGCCCGAGAAGUGUGAUGAUCCGGGCCCUUGUAUGGUUACUUGCACAGUCAAUGGAGUUCAAUUUAGAUAUUGUAUGUGUGACCUCGGAGCAUGUGUUAGCAUCAUGCCGCUCUCCGUCUACCGGGUAUUGAAGUUGCCACCACUAAAAAGGUCGACGGCAAGAUUCGUCCUAGCAGAUAAAAGCAUAAUAACCGUAGCGGGUGUCGCGGAAGAUGUGUUGGUGAACAUAAAAGGGUUGGUGUUUCCGAUUGACUUCUAUGUCCUUGAAAUGCCAUCAAGCGAAACCGAGAGAGCAUCGUCUAUCCUACUUGGAAGACCAUUCUUGAGAACUUCUAGAUUUAAACUUGAUGAUUACUCGGGGAACUACUCAUUUGAAAUAGAUGGGAGAAUUGUAAGCUUUAGCCUAGAGGAAGCAAUGAAGCAUCCACCGGAGAACCACUCUUUAUUUCGGUGUGAUCCAAUCGACAACAUAGUGGCCGAAGUGCAUCUAGCAAAGUUAGAUGAGAAGUAUAUGGUUGAAGAAGCAAAUGAAAAGUCAAGUGAACUAAAUACCACACAUCAUACAAACCAUCCGGAAACUCAAACUUCAAAGAAUGACAAGAAGAUGGAAUUGAAGCCACUACCACCUCACUUAAGGUAUUCAUACCUUGAUGAAGCACAAGAGCUACCCGUAAUAAUUGCACAAGAGCUAACCCCUCAACAAGAAGAAAAAUUGCUAAACGUAUUGAGAAAAAACAAAAGGGCAAUCGGGUGGAGUUUGGCGGAUCUAGUGGGAAUAAGCCCCAAAGUAUGCGAGCACCGCAUAUUCCUUGAAGAAUGA
Arachis duranensis is the source of this 2274-nucleotide messenger RNA. RefSeq lists its product as uncharacterized. NCBI's taxonomy places the organism in Eukaryota, Viridiplantae, Streptophyta, Magnoliopsida, Fabales, Fabaceae. The transcript is spliced from 3 exons. The record is from RefSeq and is a predicted model, not a curated record. Bases 1 to 2274 code for a protein of 757 amino acids.